UUAAUAAUUGUUGCUGGAGUUUCAUGCGAGUAAAAAUACGUCAACAGCCUGUUGUCGAAUGAUGCCUGGCAGGCUUUGCUCAGGGAUAUACAGUGCAGCAAGCCGGUAAAGCCGCUGUUCCGCCUGUACCAUUCUAAGUAAAAAGGGGGGGUUUGAUUUAUCACCACUAAUUAAUCUUCCCUUCGGUUGACAUUCAUCGGAACAUUUUCCUAAAAAAAUGCAAUUAAUUGAAGUGGCAUUAAGCCACUUAUGUAGAAUGUGAAGAGUUAAUGAGCAAAAGCUACUGUUAUUUGUAGAAAUUGAGCUCACACCCUCCUCCACUUUUCGUUAGCUCUGCCACGGAUCGUCUUCUAAACGGUCGACCAAAAACUAUUGCUGGAACUCUACAGCACUGUUUUAUUCUAUAAAAAAUAGUUUAAUCACGACUGAGACACCACUAUGACGUUAUGAAGGAACACACACUUAAAGAAGAUGUUUUUUCUUGAUAUUUGUUUUUAUUAUCUAGGAGUUUUGUUUCUCUUGGUUAGCGAUUGGUCGUACAGCAGCGGGUCUCGGUUUUGUUUACUGUUGCUGGAAUGCUAGCUAACUAGAUGCGCUAUGUGUAGUUUUUCUGGGAAGACGGUCAGAUUUGGGUUUGUUUUAUUCGAGAAGUAAAUAUAGGCGCGCCUUAGGAUACGACAACAUUAUUGGCUUGCCGCAGAAACGUUUCAGGACAAGAUGAUCGAGGUGGUGGCCUCCAUGGCCCGAGGGCCCGUGUUUCUGGCCGGGGAGCUGAUGGAGAGUCUCAUCACAUUCACCAACCCGAUAUCUCACCUGUCCACCUCAGCCAGCAGUGAGAUGCUGGCGUGGGCCAGCGCUCAGAUCCACUGUCAGUUCCACGCCAGCGAGAACAGAGUGGCUCUGCCGACGCAGGGAAACAAACAGGACGUCCAGGCUGAGAGCAACACAGUGCUGAUUCCUAACAGAGGAGAGCGUGGUCAGUGUGUGCUCGACACACCACCCAAGAUACUAUUCUGUGACCUGCAGCUGGACCCCGGAGAGAGCAAAACCUAUUCGUACAGUGAGAUCGUUCCCGUCGACGGUCCUCCUAGUUUCCGUGGUCAGGCGGUGAAGUACGUCUACAAACUGACCAUCGGCUGCCAGAGAGUCAACUCUCCCAUCAAGCUGCUCAGGAUUCCUUUCAGAGUGCUCGUUCUGCAAGGAAUGCCAGAGCCUCCGUUCCCCCAGGACGAGGAGGUUUCCCCCUCCAACCCGUUCCUGGAGGAAGAGGAGGCGAGCCGGCGGGACGCUUCGUCUCUGGAGAGAGCGCUGGACAUGCUGAUGGUCACCACCUCAAGACGCUGCCCCCAUAUGUUUAAUAUCACCAACAUGCGCGGGAAAGUGGCAAAGUUCUGCAUCUUCAAGACGGUUUACAGACUCGGGGAGGACAUCGUCGGCACGUUCAACUUCUCCGAGGGAGACAUUCCCUGCCUGCAGUAUUCUGUGAGUCUCCAGAGUGAGGAGGAGAUCCAGCAGCAGUACCAGCGGCGCCCCGGUCAGGUGAUCAGUGUGACGGGACACGGCCGACACAUGGAGUCGUGCCUCCACACGGCCUCCAGCCACUUCUCCCUGCCCGUCCCCCUCAACGUCACGCCGGGCUUCAGCACAGACAUCGUGAUGCUGAGGUGGCGCCUUCACUUUGAGUUCGUCACGGCCCGGGAGCCCAUGGAGCCGCCCACGGUCCUGCAGAACCAAUCAGAGGUCACGGUCUGGGCGGGGGCGGAGCAUGUGGACGUGGACACCUUCAGCUGGGACCUGCCAAUCAAAGUCCUGCCCACCAACCCGGCCCUGGCGUCCUACACGUCCCACUUCACCGGGACCAACAGCAUCAAUAUCUGACUCUGUGUGUGUGUGUGUGUGUGUUUGUGUGUGUGUGUGUGUGUGUGUGUGUGUGUGUGCGUGUUAGUGUGUGCGUGUUAGUGUGUGCGUGUUAGUGUGUGCGUGUUAGUGUGUGUGUGUGUGUGUUCGUAUUCUUGUACUUCCUACAUAGUGAGGACCGGAACACGUUUUUAACCUGCAAAGUGAGCACAUUUUGGCCGGUCCUCACUUCUUUAAAGGCUUUUUGGAGAUUUCAGACUUUGUUUUAGAGUUAAAGGUUAAUAUAUCAGGUUUAUGUUAGGGUAACCAUGUAUUAGGGUUAGGUUAAGGGGCUAGGGAACAAGGUUAUUAUAGUUAAUGAAAACGAAACGUAAUAAUGAAAACUAGAAUUGAAAAAACAUUUUUGUUAACUGAAAUAAAAAUAAAAAUGAGAGUUUAAAAAAAAAGAUAAUUAACUGAAACUGUAGUUUGUGGUUACAAAUAGCCCAUUACAAAAAACUACAACUAAUAAAAACUAAACUAAAACUAAAGCAUUUCAAAAAAAUAAAAACUAAACUAAAACUAAAGCAUUUCAAAAAAAUAAAUACUAAACUAAAACUAGCAAACUCACUCUAAAAAUUACUUAAAACUAACUGGAUUUGAAAACAAAAAUUCGAAAUUAAAACUAAAACUAAAGAAAAAUCCAAAACUAUUAUAACCUUGCAAGGGAAUUCACUGUUAUAAUGAGGGUCCUCACAAAGAUAGAAGUACAAGAGUGUGUGUGUGUGUGUGUGUGUGUGUGUGUGUGUGUGUGUGUGUGUGUGUGUGUGUGUGUGUGUGUGUGUGUGUGUGUGUGUGUGUGUGUGUGUGUGUGUGU
This is a messenger RNA of Centropristis striata (black sea bass), 2713 nucleotides long. It is a transcript of the gene rgp1, whose product is annotated as GP1 homolog, RAB6A GEF complex partner 1. Gene Ontology annotation, cellular component: Golgi membrane; Ric1-Rgp1 guanyl-nucleotide exchange factor complex. Lineage: Eukaryota; Metazoa; Chordata; Actinopteri; Perciformes; Serranidae. The record is from RefSeq and is a predicted model, not a curated record. The coding region runs from base 718 to 1878 and encodes 386 amino acids. Gene Ontology annotation, biological process: retrograde transport, endosome to Golgi. The transcript has 9 exons.